This is a messenger RNA of Gongylonema pulchrum, 426 nucleotides long. NCBI's taxonomy places the organism in Eukaryota, Metazoa, Nematoda, Chromadorea, Rhabditida, Gongylonematidae. The record is from the annotation of a GenBank genome assembly.
CGAAAUCAUUAUCCAUCAUUUCCGUACACAAACGAUGAGCCGGUAUCCGGGAACUAUUAUCCAGUUACCAGUCGUAUAUUCAUACGAGAUUCGCAGACGCAGCUAACAUUGCUUACGGAUCGUUCGCAAGGUGGCACAAGCUUGAAUGAUGGUGAACUUGAAUUAAUGCUACACCGCCGCUCAUUCUACGAUGAUAAUUUUGGUGUUUCCGAACCACUGGAUGAGCCCGGUGAAAAAGGACAAGGACUUGUUGUACGUGGUCGACACUGGCUCGUUGUGGACGUUCCGGAGAAGUCGGCAAAAAUGCAUCGCCCACUGGCUUAUGAAAUUUACAAUUCGCCAUUGGUGACACUUUCGGAACGCAGCAUGGUACCAUCUGAUUAUUGUCGGGCAUUUAUUACAGAGGUUACUAUGCGUUCUUUGUAG